Messenger RNA from Hibiscus syriacus, 718 nucleotides. Its product is annotated as CASP-like protein 4A2. The record is from RefSeq and is a predicted model, not a curated record. The annotation marks the transcript as partial. NCBI's taxonomy places the organism in Eukaryota, Viridiplantae, Streptophyta, Magnoliopsida, Malvales, Malvaceae. The transcript is spliced from 2 exons.
AAUGCGAGAGAAAGCAAUGGAAACCAAAGCCACGAUGAAAUGGAAUCAAAACCCCAACGACGUCAUGAAACGACCCUCCUCUUCAAAUUCCGAGUCAAUGACUCACCACGAGUUCCCGCACUCACCUUUCCGACUCCACUCUCCUCUCCGAUCCGACCACGGGGACCCCGACAAUAUCUCCAAUUACUUUUCCCUUGAAGCUUCCCCCGUUAAACCCCCCUUCGACAACUCCAAGGCACUCGUUGCCAUCGACAAGUCCACCCAGUUCAACCCCAAUUCUUCUUCUUUUUCACCGCCUCCUCCGAGUACUCCACCGCAACAUUCGUUGCAUUUGACAGUGAACCGCGUCGUGAGGGAGGAGGGGCCGGGGGCGACGACGAGGACCGGGAUAAGUGGUUCAGCUGGAGGAGGAGGAGCGGGAGUGGCGGCGGUACUGAGGAGAUCGAAGGUACAUCAUAGGGUGAUUAUGGCGGCUUUAGGGUUUCGAUUAAGCGAGAUCGUUUUGUGCUUGAUUUCUUUCUCUGUUAUGGCUGCUGAUAAAUCACAAGGCUGGAGUGGUGACUCUUAUGAUCGCUAUAAAGAAUACAGGUACUGUUUAUCAGUAAAUGUGAUUGGGUUUGUAUGUGCGGGGUUUCAAGCCUAUGAUGUAGCUCACUAUCUCAUGACAGAAACGCAUGUCAUUCACCAUCACCUUUUUCUGUCUUUCGCCUUCUUCAUG